Vicia villosa (hairy vetch) is the source of this 1290-nucleotide messenger RNA. RefSeq lists its product as uncharacterized. The transcript is spliced from 6 exons. The record is from RefSeq and is a predicted model, not a curated record. Bases 1 to 1290 code for a protein of 429 amino acids. NCBI's taxonomy places the organism in Eukaryota, Viridiplantae, Streptophyta, Magnoliopsida, Fabales, Fabaceae.
AUGGAAGAUGAAGUUUUAUAUCUUUGCGAUCCUGAACCGGCAGCUUCAGCUUCUUCUACGGAUUCUUGCAGUGAUCUUACGCAGUACUUCGUGACAGAUACAGUUCUAGAAUGGGCACGUGCUAUUGGAAGAACUCAUGGUGUUGUUGUUGUUACAAUCUUAUUUGAUUCUUCUAAUGGAAUGCCAGGGAGGAAGGAUAAAUUGAUUAUGGGUUGUGACCGAGGAGGAAAUUACAAAAAGAAAAAUGAAGUUGCGGCCCCUUCUGAUGGCAAUUCUACUAUGAGGCUUAGAUGCCCAUUUAGGCUGAGAUCUACUCUGAAUGUUAUUGGUUGGAAGGUGGUGGUUAAAUGUGAGAUGCAUAAUCAUAUACUAGAUAAGGAUAUGUUAGGUCAUGACAUUUUGGGGCGUCUAAAAUAUGAUGAAAGAAAGUUUGUGAAUGACAUGACGAAGUACAAUAUGGCACCAAGGUACCGACUACCACUGCUUGAGAUUGUUGGUGUUACAUCAACAAAAUUGACGUUUUUAGUUGCUUUUGCAUAUUUGGAACAAGAAAGGGAGGAGAACUUAACAUGGGCACUAGAGAGGCUCAAGGAGUUAUUCUAUUCUGAGAAGUUUCUACCAGAUGUCAUGGUGACGGACUGGGAACUUGCAUUAAUGAAUGCCAUUGAUUCAAAAGACAAGAACAUGAUGUAUUCAAAUAUAGAAGACGAAUUUGAUGUACAUCUCAACCACUUAGAGAGUGUAUGUGGUGAUAUUCCAUCAUUUGUUAAGUAUGUGAAAGAAACAUGGUUAGCACCAUAUAAGGAAAGAUUUGUUGCUGCAUGGACUAACAGGGUAAAUCAUUUAGAAAACACAACAACAUACAGGGUGGAGUCUGCACGUUGGAGACUGAAGAAUAUGUUGACGACAAGUCGUGGUGAUUUAUGUGCAAGCUGGGAGGCUGUGAACACAAUGUUGAAGUUACAGUUAGGUUCCAUAAGAGUGACGUUUCAAAAAAAAUAUGAGGUGAGUCCCGAUGAGGAGAAGUGGGAUUUAGAAGAGGAGUGCGAAGAGCUCAAGCGAAAAUUCAGUACUAUGAAUAUUGUGGAUCAAAGGGCGUUGAAGAAAAAAGUUUGUGAUAUAUCCUAUCCAUCCACAUCUUCAAUGUGUCCACCGCCGGUGAAAUACAAGCCAAAGAGUGUAGUUAAGAAGAGUAGAAAAGGGGGAGAAAGUGAUGUUCAUCGCAGGGGAGUUAGACUACAAAGAGAUCAUGCACACAACCAAGUGGGAGUCAAUCGUCAACCAUUCUGA